GGCCGCCGCUGGCGGGAGUUAAGCGGGACCCGGGAGAGCCGGUCGGUCCUGGCGGCUUCUGCCUCUCGGCCAGGAUCCUUCCUUCCCUCCCUCCCUCCGCGCCCGGCGAGAUGCUCUUCCGCUCGCUUCUUGCCCAGCCCCGGCAGGGCGGCACCUCGAACGGACGGUUUUCCCACUACCCUCUCCAGUCACUUUUAGCUGGCUACCAGUGCAGUUACCAAGAUGAUCAUCUUUCUUAUGGAGAGAUGGGUGUUCCAGUCCCUCCUUUCGGAUGCACCUUUUCUACUGCCCCCAACCUACAGCAUAUUCUUGCAGUUGCCAAUGAAGAAGGCUUCAUUAGCCUGUACAACACAGAAUCCCGCACUUGCAGAAAGAAAUUUUUCAAAGAGUGGAUGGCUCACUCCAACGCUGUCUUUGACCUGACUUGGGUUCCUGGAGAACAUCGACUUGUGACAGCAUCAGGAGAUCAGACAGCCAGACUGUGGGAUGUCAAAGCUGGAGAGCUGAUUGGAGUAUGCAAAGGUCAUCAGUGCAGCCUCAAGUCAGUUGCCUUUUCUAAAUUUCAGAAAGCUGUAUUUUGUACCGGAGGAAGAGAUGGCAACAUUAUGGUCUGGGACACCAGAUGCAACAAGAAAGAUGGAUUUUACAGGCAAGUGAAUCAAAUCAGUGGUGCUCACAACAUCUCAGAUAAGCAGACUCCUCUGAAGUUUAAGAAGAAGAAGCUGAAUGUGAGAGGACUUGCUCCUUCAGUGGAUUUUCAGCAAAGUGUGACUGUGGUUGUCUUUCAAGAUGAGCACACCCUAGUGUCAGCAGGAGCUGUGGAUGGAAUAAUCAAAGUGUGGGAUUUGCGGAAAAAUUACACCACCCAUAAGCAGGAGCCAGUAUCCUGCAAGUCCUUCUCAUACCCGGGUAACAGCACUCGCAAACUAGGAUACUCAAGUCUUGUUAUGGACUCCACUUGUUCCACUCUGUUUGCUAACUGCACAGAUGAUAAUAUCUACAUGUUCAAUAUGACAGGCUUACAGACCACUCCAGUGGCAACCUUCAGUGGACAUCAGAACUCCACCUUUUAUGUGAAAUCCAGUAUUAGCCCUGAUGAUCAAUUCCUGGUCAGUGGUUCCAGUGAUGAGGCUGCUUAUAUCUGGAAGAUCUCUGAGCCCCAACAUCCUCCUACUUUGCUCCUGGGCCAUUCUCAAGAAGUUACGACUGUGUGUUGGUGUCCUUCCGAUUUUACUAAGAUUGCUACAUGUUCUGAUGAUAAUACCAUGAGGGUUUGGCGCCUGAGACGUGGCAGUGAAGAGAAGUUGACUCCAGGCAAGAUGGCCUUGGUGGGUUGGGCCUAUCAGAAGAAAGCAGAGGAGAGAGCUAAAUUGGUGGAGGAAGGACACAUAAGGAAGGACGUCACAAGAUUAAGAGCAGAACCUGUUUUAGAAGAAGCAACAACAAGCAGCCAGAGCACUCCGGCCAAAGCCCCCCGGGUGGAGAGCAGCCCGUCCGUUUCCUCGCCGCGGUCCGCAGCUUGUGCUCCAAACUGUACUGGGGACCUCCCUCUCUCAUCCAAUACUCCCACAUCCAGCUUCAGAACUCCCCCUGCCAAUACCCAGACUCCAGUCCGUAGAAGGGAGUCCAUCUCCACCUCUUCUCCCAAGCCACCUUCCUCCUCCAAGAUGUCAAUUAGAAAUUGGGUGACCCGGACUCCUUACUCAACCCCACCUGCGACUAAAACCAAGACACCAUCUCCCAGAAAAAUCCUCGUCCCUGUGACCCAGACUCUGUCCCAGGUGGUGACCGUCCCCAAGGCAGCCACUCCAUCUGGAACAAAAGCUAAGAGGCGGUUGGACUCAAGCUGUCCGGACAGCAUUGAGCCAAAGUGUUUAAAAAAUUGCAGUUGUGUGAUGGAGCUUGAUGCUGAGGUUAAGAAAGCCAAGCUAGAUCUGUGUUGCCUGGCAGGGAACCAAGGCAGUGGUGAGGACUGUCUGAGCCUCACUCAAUUAAACGGACUUGAAGGGACCAGCCAGGGUUUGCAGGAUCCUUCCUCUCCUUCUAGUCCCCUUUCCCCAGAAGACUUUAGUUCACCCACUCUUCCUUCCAAAUCACCUCGUGGAACAGGGACCAAAGUGACAGACAAGGAAAAUAGUUCCCCCAAUUGGCUGGCUGCCAUGGGAGCAAGAUGGCGAACUGAGAAAGCUGGAAGCCGCAGUCCAUCUUCCAACAGUCCUUCCUCCUCUCAGACCCCUAAUGCUAGACGGCAGGAUGGGAAGAAUUCGCCAGGACCUGUUCCAACUACUCCAGUUUCCAUGAGGAAGAUCUGUACUUACUUCCACCGAAAGUCCCAGGAUGACUAUAGUAGCCCUGAGCAGUCAAAAGAAUUGUAGAUUUAAAUCUGAGAACUGGGGGUGGGUGGGGAUGUGACACUUGAGGUUUGCUUCUUUUGAGGGAAACGGCAACAGAAAUGAGCUCAUACUUUUGGGGGUCUUUAAUAAAGGUAACGUGGGGGUUUUGGAGGGUUUUUUUUUAAUUUUUAAAAGCCAUUCUUCUUAGCUCAUUUAAUUCAAUUCAGCAUGAAAUGCUAUGGAAUUGAUUCAUCUCUGGGAACAUAAUUAGAUGCUGCUGAUUUAGGAUGCAAAUUCACAAAGUACCGGUUGAUGACUUUUUAUAAAGCAUUCAGAAUGAUUACAGUUUUCACCUAGGAAGCAGGGUGUCGGCUUUACAGUAAGGACAAAACAGCUCAAUCUAGGCAUAGGGAGCUCAGUUCUCCCCUGCCUUGCUGCCGCACAUUGAAGCAAGCACAUAAAGCUCAGCAGCACAGUAGAGCAGUAUGGAAAGAUUCUCUGAUGUCAUAACCUUUUCACACUAGGUAUAUUUAUCGUAUUCCUUUAUACAACACUGAUCCUUGAAAUUUUUUUUAAGCAAGAAUCUUGUAAAGUGGCUACUUGUAAAUACAGUAGUUCAAUAUAUUCUGAAA
Molecule: messenger RNA, 2965 nt
Organism: Ornithorhynchus anatinus (platypus)
Lineage: Eukaryota; Metazoa; Chordata; Mammalia; Monotremata; Ornithorhynchidae
Gene: DTL
Product: denticleless E3 ubiquitin protein ligase homolog
Exons: 16
Coding region: 111-2375 (754 amino acids)
Biological process (GO): mitotic G2 DNA damage checkpoint signaling; proteasome-mediated ubiquitin-dependent protein catabolic process
Cellular component (GO): nucleus
Molecular function (GO): protein-macromolecule adaptor activity; protein binding
Source: RefSeq, a predicted model, not a curated record